This is a messenger RNA of Arachis duranensis, 528 nucleotides long. RefSeq lists its product as uncharacterized. The coding region runs from base 1 to 528 and encodes 175 amino acids. The record is from RefSeq and is a predicted model, not a curated record. The transcript is spliced from 6 exons. NCBI's taxonomy places the organism in Eukaryota, Viridiplantae, Streptophyta, Magnoliopsida, Fabales, Fabaceae.
AUGACUAAAACAAUUAGUAUUAUGCUAACUGCGAAGUUUAAUGGAGACAUCCUCAUCAAAAGAUUCUUUAAAGUUGAUGAUAGACAGCAAAAAAAAGACCAAAAUAUAGCAUUGUGUCCAAAAGGAGUUGGAGUCAGCUUGGAGCAAUGGGCAACUUUUAUUGAUUAUAGAUUAAGGUCCAGAACUCAGGAAAUGUGUGAGAAAAAUGCAAGUAAUCGAGAAAAACAAACAAUUCUUCAUACACUCGGAUCCAAGACAAUUACUAGGAAGAAACACGGGUUGGAAACUGCAAACAAAAGAGUUUUUACUAGAACUGAAAUGUAUCCAAUUAGUCAUAAGAAGAAGAAUGGAUCUUUUGUUAAUGAUGAGGCUAGAGAGAAAAGUAAACAAUUAACUUUGCUUCAAGCUAAUGAGAGUUCUACUAAUGAUGCAUAUAUCAAGUUAUUUGGAAAAGGACACCCGGGUCGUGUUAGAGGUUUAGGAUUUGGUGUUUGUCCAUCCCAAGUCAUGAAAUCUUCUAAAGUUUAA